AUGGCCGAACCCCAGAUUUACAAGUCGAAAUCUCAAAAUGUCCUCAUCCCCACCAACGAAUCUAUAUGGCAGCAUAUCCUGAGCAAGAACCUUGAGGAUACCCCUGCUGAUAAAGUCCUUGUGGAAGAAUAUGGCAGGAAAGACAUGUCUCUAACUUAUGGGUCCGCCCCCCGCAUCGCUGCCCUCGGGGCCGCUGGACUUCGCGAUGUCCUAGGUCUCAAGGCGGGGGAUAAGAUUCUCGUGAUUGGGGCCAACACGAUGGAGUUUGUCCUGAUCGAAUUCGCUGCCUAUUGGGCGGGAUACACGGCCGCUCUUGUGAAUCCCAUAGCCACUCCCUACGAGCUUGUGCAUUAUAUCUCAGUCAUCGACCCAGUUGCCAUCUUUGCCGACUCUGGAGCCACAUACAAGAACGUAAUCCGCUCUUUCGAAUUAUCUAAGGUGCCUACAGAGAAGCAGCCUCCCGUAAUCGAGAUGGGAGCCCGCGUCGAAGCUAAGUAUGCUUACAACUUCCACCACUACGUCCAGGCCUGUGCCAAGAUCAAGGCAACUAUGCUUCGAAUGGUCCCUCAGACCGCAGUUGCCUUGGUUAAGGAUCCGACCGUGUCAAAGCAUGAUCUGAGUAGCGUCCACACCAUAGUAUGCGCCGGCGCAGUACUUCCACCAGAGAUCAUUACAGAGUUGCAAAAGAUGAUGAAAGGCGUCGUUCUCAGCCAGGGAUAUGGAAUGACAGAAGCUGGGGGCACAACAAUUCCUCGGGCUACUGCCUCUAGCAAAGCCGGAAGCGUGGGGAGACUUCUUGCUAAUACGGAGAUGCGAUUCGUGGAUGAUGAGUUGAAGGACGUGAAGCGCGGCGAAACCGGGGAGAUUUUGAUGCGCACGCCCUCCGCAUUUAUGUACUACAUUAACAACAAGGAGGAAACUGCGGAGGCUCUUCUUCCCGGAGGGUGGGUGAGGACCGGGGACGUUGGUCGCAUCGAUGAGGAUGGAUACGUCUGGCUCACAGACCGCAAGAAGGACCUCAUCAAGUUCAAGGGAAACCAAGUUUCCCCGGCAGAACUUGAAAAUGUUCUUCUCUCCCAUCCCCUAGUGAGGGAGGCCGGGGUCUGCGCAAAGUGGGAUUCCGUUCAGGAGACAGAAGUCCCCGUCGGCUACAUCAACUUGCAGGCCAGUGUGAAAGAGGCCGACCGGGCUAAGGUGAUCAAAGAAAUUAUGGAUUUUGUCAAUGGGCGCGUGUCCAAGACCAAGCGUCUCAGAGGUGGCCUCUACUAUCUACAGACCUUUCCGAGGAGCAGUACUGGAAAGUUGCUGCGGAGGGCCUUGCCUGCCAGGCUCGAGGCAGAUCGUGCUGCCAGGUUGUAA
This is a messenger RNA of Scedosporium apiospermum, 1359 nucleotides long. RefSeq lists its product as uncharacterized. Gene Ontology annotation, molecular function: CoA-ligase activity. The transcript has 7 exons. The record is from RefSeq and is a predicted model, not a curated record. Bases 1 to 1359 code for a protein of 452 amino acids. NCBI's taxonomy places the organism in Eukaryota, Fungi, Ascomycota, Sordariomycetes, Microascales, Microascaceae.